AUGAGUCCCAAAGAGGAAUCAGAUAAUAUUGGUUCUGCCUUGGAAGCAGUAAUCACCAGUGUUGGCGAAAUAGGGCUGUACCAACGCAUCCUUUUUAUAGGGAUGCUACCGUUUGGUUUCGCCUGGGCUUUCACGUAUUUCGUCCAAAUGUUUAUCACAGCGACCCCGCAGGAACAUUGGUGUCGUGUGCCUGAAUUGGCAUCACUAGAUUUGGAGCUCAGACGACAUCUGUCGGUACCCAGCACAGGAGAUUACGAUGUAGAUAGUUGCAUGGUGUUCGAUGCGAAUUGGACUCAUGUGUUGGAGACAUUGCGACCGCCCGAGACUAACACACCACUUAUUCCCUGCCAAAAUGGUUGGGAGUUUAUCUUUGAGGAUAUUCCUUAUUCCACUGUCGUCAGCGAGCGUGAAUGGGUUUGUGACAAAGCUAGCUUGGUGCCUUGGGCGCAGUCUAUUAGUUUUCUUGGGUCCAUCGUUGGUGGCAUACUAUGCGGUACAUUAGCUGACAGAUAUGGAAGAUUACCCGUUCUUAUACUGGCCAACGCGUUGGGUGUCAUAGGCAACAUUGCUUCGAUGUUCACGACAGGAUUCUGGGACUUUUCAGUUUGCCGUUUCAUUGCCGGAAUGUGUGUGGACAGCUGUUUUAUACUUAUUUUUAUACUUGUAUUAGAAUAUGUGGGAACAAAAUACCGUACUUGGGUGGCCAAUUUAUCCAUUGCCUUCUUUUUUGGAGGGGGUUGCAUUCUGUUGCCAUGGAUAGCAUUGUGGGUCUCAGAUUGGAAGUUGCUUAUGAUCGUUACGUCAUCCCCUAUGAUUGUGGGAUUUUUGGCGCCUUUUGUGGUGCCGGAGAGUGCAAGGUGGCUCGUGUCAAAGGGUCGGAUUGAUAAAGCGAUGGAGGUUCUGAAGAGGUUCGAAAAAAUCAAUGGAAAUAAAAUACCUCAGAAUGUGAUGGAUCAAUUUGUUCAAGCAGCCAAAUGCACCAAGGUCGAAGAUGAGGGCAUCGCCCUGAUAUUCAAGACUGCACCCCUACGUCGUAUGGUCAUAUUCCUCAUCUUCACAUUCAUAUCAGUGGCUGUAAUGUUCGACAGCAUCAUCCGUUUGUCAGAGAACCUUGGUCUAGACUUCUUUGUGACCUUCUCUGUUGCGUCCGCGACGGAGCUGCCAUCUAUUGUUGUUCUUCUGUUGCUUUUGGACAGAUUAGGACGACGAUGGCUGGUUUUUGCACCAAUGAUGGCUGCAGGUGCCUUAUGCCUCAUAACUGCGUUUGUACCUAGAGGUGUAAUAUCAGUGUCGCUGGCAGUAGUGGCACGAUUCUUCAACAACAUGUCGUAUUUAGCCAUUACUCAAUGGACGCUUGAGCUGAUGCCGACGGUGGUGCGUGCUUCGGGCGCGUCUUUUGUACAUAUAAGCGCGUUCGCUGCUGUUAUUGUCACGCCAUUCAUUGUGUAUUCUGACCGCGCAUGGGAAGGUUUGUCGCUAAUCAUAGUAGGAGUUGUGGGCCUUAGUGGGGCUUCUCUGGCUGGGGCUUCUCUGGCGCUGGUGCUUCCGGAGACCAAGGGCAAGAGGAUGCCGCAGACUAUGGAAGAGUGGGAGGUGAUGGCGCAAUCCCAGCCGUAUAAGAAGUAA
Zerene cesonia (dogface butterfly) is the source of this 1626-nucleotide messenger RNA. RefSeq names its product carcinine transporter-like. Gene Ontology annotation, molecular function: transmembrane transporter activity. The record is from RefSeq and is a predicted model, not a curated record. Gene Ontology annotation, biological process: transmembrane transport. Gene Ontology annotation, cellular component: membrane. The transcript is spliced from 11 exons. Lineage: Eukaryota; Metazoa; Arthropoda; Insecta; Lepidoptera; Pieridae. Bases 1 to 1626 code for a protein of 541 amino acids.